CCUCCCCCAGAGCUGAAGGAUGAACUCUCUCCUCGGCCUCUCUGUGCUAUUUGUGUGGGGCUUGUCCCCAGCCCACGGGAACCUGCUGCAGCUGCACCAGAUGAUCUCAGAGGUGACAGGGAAAAUUGCUCUUCUGCAUUACGGCUUCUACGGCUGCUACUGCGGCCUGGGGGGCAAGGGACAGCCCAAGGAUGCCACAGACAGAUGUUGCCAGCUGCAUGAUACUUGCUACGAAAACCUCCUGAAGUACCACUGCGAUGCCAAGACACGGCUCUACCACUACAACUACCACCGUGGCAGGCUCUCCUGCAGACAGGGCUCCCGGUGCGCCUUCUUGUCCUGCGAGUGCGACCGCAGCCUGGCGCUGUGCCUGAAGAGAAACGUCGGGAGCUACAGCAAACGCUACCGGUUCUACCCCAACAAACGGGACACCUUGGGCUCACCAAACCCCAGAGCUGCCAUCGCCAGAAUGAAGCUCCUCUCGCUGCUCCUCUUCUUCCUAGGACUGACCUUUGUCAGCUGCGACUUGUUCCAGUUUGCAAAGAUGAUUAAGAAAAAGACCGGGAAAGGAGCGCUGGCUUACAACGGAUACGGCUGCUACUGUGGCUUGGGGGGAUCCAAACAGCCCCUGGAUGCCACUGACUGGUGCUGCCAUGCCCACGACUGCUGCUACAGGAGAUUGGCUUCCGCCGGCUGCAAACCCAUAACGACCAGAUACAAAUUUGACAUCGUAGGAAACAGUAUAAUCUGCGGAGCUGGGAAUUCGUGCCAAAGAGGGACUUGUAUGUGUGACAAGAGGGCAGCUGAGUGUUUCCAGAGGACAGCCGGCUCCUACCGCCAAUCCUACAAAAACUACCCCAACUUCAAGUGCAAGGGCUCAACACCCUCCUGCUGAACACACCUGCCAGGCUGGGACCAACAGAAACCCUUGGAACUGGGGGGUUCUGCCUUCCCUGUGGCACCAAAAAGGUGUCCAGCACCUUUCCCCAGAGCCUUAGCACAGGAAAAACCUGCUUCCUGUGGUUAAUAAUUCAUAACAAUGAGAAAAACCCUGCAAAUAAAGAUCUGUUUUAA
This is a messenger RNA of Sturnus vulgaris (Common starling), 1074 nucleotides long. RefSeq names its product group IIE secretory phospholipase A2-like. Gene Ontology annotation, molecular function: calcium ion binding; phospholipid binding. The record is from RefSeq and is a predicted model, not a curated record. Gene Ontology annotation, biological process: lipid catabolic process; arachidonate secretion; phospholipid metabolic process. NCBI's taxonomy places the organism in Eukaryota, Metazoa, Chordata, Aves, Passeriformes, Sturnidae.